Messenger RNA from Microtus ochrogaster (prairie vole), 617 nucleotides. RefSeq names its product ras-related protein Ral-B-like. Lineage: Eukaryota; Metazoa; Chordata; Mammalia; Rodentia; Cricetidae. The coding region runs from base 1 to 576 and encodes 191 amino acids. The transcript has a single exon. The record is from RefSeq and is a predicted model, not a curated record.
AUGACAAAUCGACUGGGUACAGCUGGGGUCCGGCCCCAGGACGGGGCGGGGCGUGCGGUUCCCCAGUUUGUAGAAGACUAUGAUGAGCCCACCAAAGCUGACAGUUACAGGAAGAAGGUGGUCCUCGACGGCGAAGAGGUUCAGAUAGACAUUCUGGACACAGUCGGCCAGGAGGACUACGCGGCCAUCCGAGACAAUUAUUUCCGCAGCGGAGAAGGCUUUCUGCUUGUGUUCUCCAUCACCGAGCACGAGUCCUUCACUGCCACGGCCGAGUUCAGGGAACAGAUCCUCCGAGUCAAGGCCGAGGAGGAUAAAAUACCCCUGUUGGUCGUGGACAACAAGUCUGACCUGGAGGAGCGGAGGCAAGUGCCCGUGGACGAGGCCCGGGGCAAAGCCGAGGAGUGGGGUGUGCAGUAUGUGGAGACAUCAGCCAAGACCCGUGCCAAUGUGGACAAGGUGUUCUUUGAUCUGAUGAGAGAAAUCCGAGCAAAGAAGAUGUCGGAGAACAAGGACAAGAACGGCAGGAAGAGCAGCAAGAGCAAGAAGAGUUUCAAAGAGCGAUGCUGCUUGCUGUGAGCUGGGCGCCCGCGGCGGAGCGCAGAGUGGACCGCGCUGCA